UGUAAUGUUUAUUCCAGAGAGAAAUGAUCAACUACAAUUAAAAUUAAGAAUCCAAAAACAAUGAAAAUCUGAGAGAUCGAGAAGCUAGUAGAGAAAAUGAGAGAUGCAUCACCAACCAAUUUUUUUAGCAAGACUUCUCUGUUGCUCUAAUCAACAACAACAAAUUACAAGCCCUAAUUCCAUAUGCUCGGUGGUUCUAUUUUUCUUUCAUCUGUAUUUAAAUUGAUUAAAUUUUGAUAUCUUGCAGGUUGGGAUGAAGUUAACUAUCCAAAUUGAAUCAAAUUUUAGUCGAUUUAAAUUUGUAUUCAAUCAAAAUUCGCAGAAUACGAGGCAAGGUUGAGGCAGUAAGCUUGGGAAGAGCUUGCAGCUGGGAGUUUUGUUUUUGAUUGGAUUUAUGUUUUUGAUGAAUAAGGUCUGUUGGUGGAGAAAGGACAGUGAAGAAGUUGAGAUUAUCGAAAGCUUUAACUAUAGCUGAAGGAACAACUGUUUCUGAUGCUUGUCGAAGGAUGGCUGCUCGAAGAGUUGAUGCAGUGCUUCUUACUGGUUCAGGGUUAGUAUUUCUUUUUGUAAGUUUAUAUUUCCUUGGUUUUGAAGGUACUAGUUUCAAUGCCAUUGAAAGACAAAUCAAGAUCGCAUUGUGAGCGCAUAUUUUUUCAGGUCUCUUUACGAUUUAAGUUUCCCUGUAGUUUCUUUCUUGUCGAACAUAGCUAAGUAUCUGUCAUAGUGGAGAACUGUACCGGCUUUGCAGUUAACCGUACUUUCUUCCCAUAUGGACAAGGGGCACAGAUUUUUGCACACCUGAGUGUGGAUUUGUUCAAGAUCGACAGAUUUUUCAGAGAGUUUGGCAUUUCUAUUGGACCUUUCCAGUAAUGUUCUUCCUCUUCUUAUGGUGCUUCCUUGGUUGUGUAAUAUCAUGUUACUAAUAGUGCUCCAUUUGAUUCCAAACUACAGGACAUAACUGGAUAUGGAAUUGGAAUUGCGACUGUUAAAGUGUUAGCCUCUGAAUGCUCAAAGAGUCCAUUAAAUGAUAUUGUAAUGAAGUACUGGAGAAAUGAUACAGAGGAAAAUCAUGUAUUUAUUUUUAAUCUGAAGAUUUUGACAAUUACUCGGUGUUACCUUUCUAUUAUGCCCUAGCUUCUAUAACCAAUGCCUGUGAUGCUUAUUCGGCUUCGUACAAAGAUUUUGAUGUUUCAGGUAAACUAAAUGGUAAAGGGAAGCAGGCAAAACCCCGAUCCAACCGUACUUCCAAUCAUUGAGAAGUCUAGAAAGCUUGCUAAUAUUGUACCUGGUGGAAAGGUAAUGACACUGAUUGCUUAUGUGAUGGAGUUCGAAGGAAACUAUGGAUCACAUCUCAUUACUGUAUCUAAUGUUGUUUCGGUUAAUUGUUGGAUUCCCCCCACCCAAGACCCAAGAUGUCUAAAAGGUCAGGAGUACUACCAAUUUUAAUCAAGGGAUAAUGGCACCAGGUGGAGUUAGACCCCCUCGCACAUCACACACAGCCUCUCAAUUGUCACGCACUGAUCUGCCAAAGAUUAACAAAGGAGGCAGAGGAGAUGCUCUUAAUGCAAAGCUUAAUGAUCACAUAAGGAAAAAGAACGAAAAUCCUACAAUAACUAUCAAACCAGGUAAAAAUAUUCCAACUGGGGAUUGGGCCACUGAGUUCCAAACUGAAAUAGGAAUCAUAGUGAGAAAGUUUGCACCGUGGUCGACUCGCCCCAAAUGGAAGUCAAUUGGAAAAUCAGAUCUGAAGAAAUUUUAUGAUCUCAUAAUGACUACGGUAGAACUCUCUUUGCGUAGUUUCUUUGUUGCUGGUGCUAACACUUAGGAAAAAUUCACUAUUGAUCGACAUGUAGUACGCAUUCAGAAGGCGGUCAACACAAUGCUAGCAAAUGAGUACAGACAGUUUAGAUGCACACUUCACAAACACUACCUGCAGUACAAACAAGAUGGAACAGAACGGGAAAACCCGCAUCAUCAGGUUAAGCAGGAGGAUUGGGAGAAACUAUGCACUUGGUUUGAGUCUGAUGAGUUUCAGACAAGUAGCACUCAAGGUAAAAAAAGUCGAGAAGCGAAUACAACCAUUCAUUGUACGGGGUCAAAACCUUUUGCCCGCUAUAGAGAGGAAAUGUGUGAUCCAGAAAUAGGUGAAGUUGUUGGACAAAUUGAAUUCUACAAGUUAACCCACUGCAAAAAUGAUGUUUGGACCUGUCAUACGGCGGAGGAAAACUAUGGUAAAAUGCUUGAACUCCGAGCUGCGCCUACACCUGAAGGUUCAACACCCUUGACCGAUGCUCAAAUAUGUGAGGAAGUGCUAGGUGUCAGAUCCGGUUAUGUCAAGGGUCUUGGUCAUGGGUAUGAAAAACCUAGCUCGUCUAGCAUCGAAUAUAAUGCGGAGUUAGGCGAAGCUCUUAGGAGGGCAGAUGAAGCAGAGAAGAGAAAUAAGGAACUUGAAGAAAGAGUUGAUGAGCAAAAUCGCACAAUACAGGGGCUGGUAACUGACACAAUGGAUAUAAGAAGAAUGUUGCUUGAAAUGCAGGGAAACCGUCAAAGCACUCCUGAGAACCAUCAAAACACUCCUGAGAACGGUCAAAGCACCUCUUGAGAUGAUCGUUGAGGGACCAACAGUUGAGAUGUGCAUCUCUGUUUCUUUUUUUAGGUUUAUGUUUCAACAAGUGGUAUCGUUUUUUUCUUCAGUUUAGAAUUAGCUUUAUGUUUCACUUUUGAAAUUUGCAGUGGUAUCGUUUUUUUUCUUCAGUUUAGAAUGUUAAGUUUCUUAAUUAGUGGUGUCAUUUAAUGAACAAUGUAGAUCUUUUCUAUUAAUGAUUUGCUUCGAAAAAUUUUUGGUAGUCUAA
Molecule: messenger RNA, 2852 nt
Organism: Papaver somniferum (opium poppy)
Lineage: Eukaryota; Viridiplantae; Streptophyta; Magnoliopsida; Ranunculales; Papaveraceae
Exons: 9
Coding region: 1880-2602 (240 amino acids)
Source: RefSeq, a predicted model, not a curated record